AUGAAGUUUUCAGCCAGGAGAGAGAGAGACAAAGUCGCAGAGUCUCCUGCUUUCUACUCACUACCCAGCAGAGGAUUGCCCCCCACUAAACCCAGCGCUAAGGAACCCCCAAACAGGACUUGCUUUCCCUCCUCACACAUUUGGGUGAUGCCUUCUGGCAUGUUCAGCAUUGACAACAUUUUGGCUGCCAGACCUCGCUGCAAGGAGUCGGUGCUGCUCCCCCAGAAUGGCCCGAUGGUGUUCUCCAGUCUGGGGGAGUCUCUCUAUGGCCCCGCAGAUUACAGCGGAUUUUAUAACCGAGCUGUGGCCCCAACUUCUACUCUUCAAGCGGUGACUGGAUCUAGGCUGGGAUUCAAUAACUACUACUAUGGACAGUUGCACGUACAGACGCCUAUGGGCCCCUCAUGCUGCGGGGCAGUGCAAAGUCUGGGGACGCAGCAAUGCUCCUGUGUGCCCCCCGCUACAGCAUAUGAUGGUGCAGGAUCAGUGCUGAUGCCCCCAGUGCCUCACCAAAUGCUCCCUUAUAUGAAUGUGGGCACUUUGUCACGGACUGAGCUACAGUUGCUGAACCAGCUGCACUGCAGGAGGAAGAGGAGGCACAGGACCAUCUUCACUGAUGAGCAACUGGAAGCACUGGAGAAUCUCUUCCAAGAAACCAAGUACCCAGACGUGGGCACCAGAGAACAGCUGGCAAGGAGGGUUCACCUCAGAGAGGAAAAAGUAGAGGUUUGGUUCAAAAAUCGAAGAGCAAAGUGGAGGAGGCAGAAAAGAUCUUCAUCAGAAGAAUCAGAAAAUACCCAAAAGUGGAAUAAGUCCUCAAAAAACUCAACAGAGAAAGGGGACGAACAGGUUAAAAGUGACCUGGACUCUGACAGUUGAUUGGUUCCUCUGGAAUAAGACUAAAGACUUGCACAUCAGGAUAGCUGAACGCCCCAGCAGUGCCAUGAUGUGGGAUCUGUACAUAAAGUGUAAAUAUUAUCAUUUCAUUGCCUGUAAAUAAAAAAGAAUGUGCAGACAUUUUGCACAGAUACACUGUACUGAAUUUACUAUUUAUACCUUAAGUUAAAGGAAUUGCUACAAUAAACAGAUGGUGAAAAAUCA
Xenopus tropicalis (tropical clawed frog) is the source of this 1101-nucleotide messenger RNA. RefSeq names its product goosecoid homeobox (gene gsc). Gene Ontology annotation, molecular function: DNA binding; DNA-binding transcription factor activity, RNA polymerase II-specific. Gene Ontology annotation, biological process: tissue development; animal organ development; regulation of DNA-templated transcription. Gene Ontology annotation, cellular component: nucleus. The transcript has 3 exons. The record is from RefSeq and is marked provisional. NCBI's taxonomy places the organism in Eukaryota, Metazoa, Chordata, Amphibia, Anura, Pipidae. Bases 148 to 879 code for a protein of 243 amino acids.